This is a messenger RNA of Kogia breviceps (pygmy sperm whale), 1145 nucleotides long. NCBI's taxonomy places the organism in Eukaryota, Metazoa, Chordata, Mammalia, Artiodactyla, Physeteridae. The record is from RefSeq and is a predicted model, not a curated record.
CGUGCGCGCGCCUUGUAUGCGCGCGCAGCCCGCGGCAGCUCGGAGCCUCCGCCGGGCGGGCGGGGAGGGGGAGGGGCAGGUUUUGAUUCCCACCAUGGCUAUCACACAGUUUCGGUUAUUUAAAGUUUGUACCUGCCUGGCAACAGUAUUCACAUUCCUAAAGAGAUUAAUAUGCAGAUCUGGCAGAGGACGGAAGUUAAGUGGAGACCAAAUAACUUUGCCAACUACAGUUGAUUAUUCAUCAGUUCCUAAGCAGACAGAUGUUGAAGAGUGGACCUCCUGGGAUGAGGAUGCACCCACAAGUGUAAAGAUUGAAGGAGGGAAUGGGAAUGUGGCAACACAGCAAAAUGCUUUAGAACAACUGGAACCUGACUAUUUUAAGGACAUGACACCAACUAUAAGGAAAACCCAGAAAAUCAUUAUUAAGAAGAGAGAACCAUUAAAUUUUGCCAUCCCAGAUGGUAGCACAGGUUUCUCUAGUAGACUAGCAGCUACACAAGAUAUGCCUUUUAUUCAUCAAUCUCCUGAAUUAGGUGACUUGGAUACCUGGCAGGAAAAUACCAAUGCAUGGGAAGAAGAAGAAGAUGCGGCCUGGCAAGCCGAAGAAGUUCUGAGGCAGCAGAAGAUAGCAGACAGAGAAAAGAGAGCAGCAGAACAACAAAGGAAGAAAAUGGAAAAGGAAGCACAGCGGCUAAUGAAGAAGGAACAAAACAAAAUUGGUGUUAAACUUUCAUAACAAAAUUUCCUUCAGAUGCAUAGUGCCAGUGGGAGAAAUAUGAGCUCCACAACCCAAGCAACAUUUGUAUGGAGCUAAGAGUAUUUUCAGAAUACAAAUACACUGCUUGAUUUUGAUGCAUUCAUCAGGCCAUACAGGACACCAGGCAGGAUUCUCUCAAAGUCCCUUGAACUCUUGGUGAUUGAGACUCAAAGAACAAAAAGACUUGUGAGACAGUAUUUUCUUCAACAUGUUCCAACUGUAAGACAAUUGUUCGCUGUAGAGAAAUUAUUACAAAUGUAAUAUAUCAGUACCUCUUCAAGCUAGUGUUUCUAGCUAAUUAAAUGGGUGUAAAUUUUAUGGUGGGAAAGAACUCUGCUGUCUGUAAUGCUUUCCUUCAAUGUGCAUAAUGGUAAAAUAAAUAAUUUUA